AUGAAGAGACAGAACAGAAGAGCAUUAGGUGUAAUUAAUCAGAAUCUCGUUAGUGCAAAAGCUUAUCCUUGUGUUGUUGUUAACAAGAGAAGAGGCUUGUCUGAGCGACAAGAAGAAGGAUGUGAGAAGAAGAAACAUGAUUCGUUACAUUCGUCAAUUUCAAGAUCUCAAGAAGAGAUUAAGAAGCUAAAACCAUCGAUUCAGAGUGGAAACGAGUUUGGUGAUUGUAUAUUCAUUGAUGAUGAAGCUACAUUGGACCAUCCUAUGCCUAUGUUAUUAGAGGAACCAUACAUUGAAUCUGAUCCAAUGGAGGAAGAAGUUGAGAUGGAGGAUAUAAUAGUGGAAGAAGAAGGAAAGGAACUGAUUUUGGAUAUCGACGGAUACGAUGCAAAUAACUCUCUCGCGGUUGUUGAAUAUGUCGAAGAUCUAUACGAAUUCUAUCGUAAAAUCGAGAGAUUUAGUUGUGUUCCACAAGAUUACAUGUCCCAACAGUUUGAUAUAACCGACAAAAUGAGAGCAAUACUUAUCGAUUGGCUCAUCGAGGUACAUGACAAAUUUGAGCUAAUGAAUGAGACAUUGUUUCUAACAGUGAAUCUGAUAGAUAGAUUCUUAUCAAAGCAAGCUGUUGUAAGAAAAAAGCUUCAGCUUGUUGGUUUAGUUGCAUUGCUCCUAGCUUGCAAGUACGAAGAGAUUUCGGUACCAAUUGUCCAAGAUUUAGUUGUCAUUUCGGACAAAGCUUAUACGAAGAACGAUGUUUUAGAAAUGGAGAAGAUUAUGCUUGAUACAUUGCAAUUCAAUGUAUCGUUACCGACGCAAUACCCUUUCUUGAAAAGAUUCCUAAAGGCAGCUCAAUCAGAAAAGAAGCUUGAGAAUUUGGCGUCUUUCUUGAUCGAACUUGCUCUAGUAGACUACGAAAUGCUUCGAUAUCCGCCAUCGUUACUAGCUGCCACAGCGGUGUACACAGCUCAAUGUACAAUCCAUGGCUUCAGUGAAUGGAACAGCACUUGUGAAUUCCACAGUCACUACUCAGAAAACCAACUCCUAGAAUGUUGUAGAAGAAUGGUGAGUUUGCAUCACAAGGCUGCGACUGAUAAACUAACAGGAGUACAUAGAAAAUACAGCUCCUCUAAAUUCGGAUACAUAGCCAAAAAAUAUGAAGCUGCACACUUUCUUGUGUCAGAUUCUCAAAAGCUAUAA
Messenger RNA from Arabis nemorensis, 1197 nucleotides. Lineage: Eukaryota; Viridiplantae; Streptophyta; Magnoliopsida; Brassicales; Brassicaceae. The record is from the annotation of a GenBank genome assembly.